AUUAAUUCGGAUUGGGAGUAGGCUCUGGAAUCCAAAAGCCCUAAAACCCUUUCUCCUCUCUGAUCGGAAACACUAUACUUCAAGACAUGCCGCUUCUCCAUGGCUCUCCUCACCGCCUCCCCUCUCUUCCCCUAUUCCGACUUUCCUCGCCCCCAAUCAAUUACGACAACAUUUUCUUCUUCACCAAAAACCAGAAUGCACGACGCUUCUCCUCUUGCCGCUUGCAGAUCCGCGCCCUACCCAUUAUCGACCAGGAGCUCCUCCAUAUCCUCAGCGAAUUCGACGACUCAACUGGCAAAGCGAGGACUCACCUCCCUGCCGUCCGUUCCUACGAGACGGACCUUGCCUGCCUCACCCUCAUAGGAUCUGUCAGCUUCGACCAGGCCCUCAUCGCCGCCGCCGCCGAUGGCGGCGACGCUGCGGAUGAGCACCUCGCUGCGGGAACUUCCACCAUGGUCAUCGAGACUGUGUUUCCCAGCGGUUCCGAUGAGCACAGCACCGUAUCCACUCGGCUGUUUUUACCUGCAGAAAUGGUGAAAGAGAAGGCAAGGAAACUAAGAAGUAGCCUCGCUAGAAAUAUCCUUUACAGUAAGGAUGCUGUUUCCAAGAAUAUCCUUGCGAUGACAUUUAGACAAGUUGUGUUGCAGCAGUUGUGGAGCUUCCAGCUCACCUUGUUCUGUCCAGGCACAGAGAGAAACAUGGAAGACCUUGAAAACACAAGAGAGGCCCAGGCUGGUAUUGUUGUGAAUUCAUCUAAUGAGAAGUUCAUUUCAUCUUUAGCUGAGGUUGUCUCUUGCUUUGCUCUAAAAAGUGUGAAAAGUAAUUACGUUCGAGAUGCAGGUGGUUUGCAUUCAAAAUAUACAUUUCAUUGGUUUCAGAAGCCCCCAAAGAACUCAAUCGAUUCACCCAUUUCUAUAUGUAGAAUUUCUGAAAGUGAGGUAGCAAAAGAAGCAAGGAAUCAAGUUGAAAUGUAUAAAUUAAUGAAAGGGAAAUUUGUAAACAGGUCUAAGAAGUUGAAAUAUACUUGGUGGCUGCCACCUGAUUAUUCAAGUUUGGAUUCAAUUGGAGGUCCGGGAUUUGGUUCUUGGACUUGUGAAUUCAUUCCUGCAUAUAGGCUGCAAAUUGAUACCAAUUCUUUUGAGGAUGUGAGGCUUGAAGGAUGCCACAAUUUGGCGGACAAUAAGUGGGAGGUUCUCUUAACCCACUAUCAGAUGGUUGAACUGGCAAACAUUCUUGACAUGUUUUAUGAAGAUCGCUAUACAAUGCCAAACAAAAGGCUUUUAUGCGACUUUUUUACGGAAGCCCCAGCCAAUUUAAAGAGUAAGAGUACACCGUGGAAUCUAUUAUUUGCUGUGUUUGCUGGUGGAUGCGCCAUUAUGAUUUUCAGUAUUGUUACUCAGCUUUGUUGGCCAAAACACGCAAGAAAAGUUUUAGAAUUGAAAAAUGUUCCUUCAUUAUCAGAAGCAAAUUGCAGCCGUCUUAAUUCUCUUGAGAGUAGUAAGCUUGAAGCUUUAUGCAUCGAAAUCAUCAAGAAGAUAAAAGGAGAACUUGGUUGGCCUGAGGAUAUAAUUGUUGACCAGAAUAUAGGUGUCUGGAUUGGGGCACUUCCAAGUUACUUGAGAAACAAGGGCCUUGUGGUGGAUACCAUUUCCAGUGAAGUUCCUUCUUCAAUUUCUGGUGGAGAGAGUCUAGCAGAGCUUCUCCCAAGUGUGGAUUAUCCUUCAGCAGCUAGCGACAUUGAGUUGCAGAAAACUGCUCCAGAUGUUGCUAGAUAUCAGGCAGUCUUGACUACAGAUGGAAAAUUAAUUGGAUUCCAACCCACAAGUAGAGUAGCUGUGAAUCACUGGUCAUCCAAUCCCUUGGCAAAGUCUUUAUAUGGUGCUCAAAAACUUUCACCUGGCCUAAUUGAGCCAAGGCUCAACAUUCCACCUCCUCCUGAUGCAAUUCCAAUUGAGUUAUUGAUGUCCAUCAAUCCAGAAUCACGAUUUGCAUUGGCAAGGCCAAUGCAAUGAACUUGCAAGUUACAUUGGCAUUCAGGAUUAAGAACAAAAUAAGAUAAAUAUUAUAAAGUAUCAAUUCCAUUUAAUCCAGAAUUCAGAUUUGCAUGACAAAGUUUUACUUGCACCAGCCUUAUUGCAGAUAGCUCAGAAAGAAGAAAAAGGAGCUCCAUUCUCUGCAGAUUUUACGACUUCAUUUGCAUGGAAGAUUGAAGAGAUUUCAUGAUCGACAAAAACAGUAUAAGAACUAUUAAUUAUCGUAUGUUGCUCUUGUUCGAAGAAUCAAGGAUGUUAAACUAUCUUAAUGGAAGUGAUAGUGAUCCACAGGUUUGUACUUUGUGCUCAAAUAGAGUAUUAGAACUGGGCUGCUUUUAUAGCGCCUCUAUUGCCUGAUUUUACUUUAAAAUAGAGUGCCAUUCCAACAGUUCAGGCUUUUUACCGUUCUACUGCUUCAAUUUGUAAUUUAUCUGAAAACAGACUUUGAGUAUAAACUUGCAGGUAGCUAUUAGCUGGAAUCUUCUUAUUGUAUAUUAAUUUCUUAGUUUGUUAAUGGUAAGAUUGUUGUAAGUUUAAAAGAGUUAACACACUUUAGCAUAAGAUCUAUGAUCUUUGUAAUAGAUUGGUAGGACAUUUUGGGCAUUUUACU
This is a messenger RNA of Dendrobium catenatum, 2643 nucleotides long. RefSeq lists its product as uncharacterized. The record is from RefSeq and is a predicted model, not a curated record. NCBI's taxonomy places the organism in Eukaryota, Viridiplantae, Streptophyta, Magnoliopsida, Asparagales, Orchidaceae. The transcript has 8 exons. The coding region runs from base 87 to 2012 and encodes 641 amino acids.